Messenger RNA from Dacryopinax primogenitus, 294 nucleotides. RefSeq lists its product as uncharacterized. The record is from RefSeq and is a predicted model, not a curated record. The coding region runs from base 1 to 294 and encodes 97 amino acids. The transcript has 3 exons. Lineage: Eukaryota; Fungi; Basidiomycota; Dacrymycetes; Dacrymycetales; Dacrymycetaceae.
AUGCCUCCUGCUCGAGAGCUUCAGAUCUCGACUGCCGCAUGCCUGAAGGUGGUCAUCCGGGAAUGUGCGCCCAGGACGGGGGAGUGGAAAGAGCGUGUAUUGUAUGGAUUACUCAAAGCGUGGGUCGAGGUGAGCGGGAUCUUUAACAAGGAUCAAGAUACGCUUACGCUGCUGGCUUCGCUCAAGGAAGUUUGGGACGAACUGCUUGUUGCGUGUCCCACGAUCCCGCAGGUUGAAGCUGCGCAAUUGCAGACUUUGGACAAGAGGAUGUUCCAGGCGCUUGUCACUGCUUGA